This is a messenger RNA of Metopolophium dirhodum (rose-grain aphid), 2750 nucleotides long. Its product is annotated as glucose dehydrogenase [FAD, quinone]-like. Bases 214 to 2076 code for a protein of 620 amino acids. The transcript is spliced from 2 exons. Gene Ontology annotation, molecular function: flavin adenine dinucleotide binding; oxidoreductase activity, acting on CH-OH group of donors. Lineage: Eukaryota; Metazoa; Arthropoda; Insecta; Hemiptera; Aphididae. The record is from RefSeq and is a predicted model, not a curated record.
AGCAGUUUGAUACAUAGCAACGGCGUUAGUAGUGGCAAUGGUAUAUAUGGUUGCAAAAGACUUUGAGGGAAAAUAAUCGGACGCGUCGUGUCAAGCUCGCACCCAAAGCGAUCUACAACAACACUGCCAUCGAUCAAUAUCUCGACGACUGUGGAUCUCAACGGUUUGGCUCAUAUAGUUUGUAUUUUUUUUUGUGCAUUUACACAAUAUACGAUGAACGCCGCGAGUGUGGUAUUCGCGGUGAUCGUCGUGACUCUGUCAAUGGCCGGGUCGGGCCACGGUAUGGCGUAUACUGUGUUCCAGGCAGUGGUCGAGUACUACCGGAUGCUGGGACCAGCACCAAAAGAUGCCGUGCCGGACGCGGGUUUCGUAAGGCGGCAAUAUGAUUUUGUGGUGGUGGGUGCCGGUUCCGGUGGUUCGGUGGUGGCCAACCGGCUGACCGAAGUGGCUGGCUGGACAGUGCUGCUGAUCGAGGCUGGCGGCGAGGAGAACGCCAUGACGGACGUGCCACUGCUGGUAAGCUAUCUAAUCGGCACCGGAUUCGACUGGGGCUACCGAACCGAACAGCAGGAAGGUAUAUGCGGUGCGAUGACUGACCGGAAGUGCAUGUGGCCCAGGGGCAAAGUGAUGGGUGGUACCAGUGUUAUCAACUACAUGGUGUACACGCGUGGCGUGCCGGACGACUACGACAACUGGGCCAGACUGGGCAACGACGGGUGGAGUUACGCGGACGUGCUUCCGUACUUCAAGAAAUCGGAGGACGUCAGGCAGAGCCCGCUGACGGAGUCACCGUACCACGGCCGCGGUGGGUAUCUCAAGGUGGAGGAGCCUACGUGGAAGACCAAACUAGGACCUGUGUUCCUGCGCGCCGGUCGCGAGUUGGGCUAUGAGGUGCCAGCUGACCACAACGGGCCGCGGCCGUUGGGUUUCUCGUACGUGCUAGCCACGACAGACCACGGAACCCGGUGCAGUGCGUCAAAGGCGUUCCUGCGGCCAAUCCGCAACAGGCCAAACUUCACAGUCACCAAAAAUUCACUGGUGACAAAAGUACUCCUGGACCCACACACCAAACGUGCCACCGGUGUCAAGUUCGUGAAAAACGGACAGACUAUAGUGGUGCACGCACGCAAGGAGGUAAUACUGAGUGCCGGCGCACUCAACACGCCGCAGAUACUGAUGUUGUCAGGCAUAGGGCCGGCCGAUCAUCUGGCCGAAGUCGGCGUGCCCGUCGUCAAGGACCUCAAGGUGGGCUACAACCUGCAGGAUCACGUGUCCAUGGCCGGGCUGGUUUUCCUGGUCAACCAGUCGGUGACCAUUAUCGAGAGCCGGUACCGAAACCCCAAGUACCUACUCCAGUACGCCGUCAGCGGCGGAGGUCCGUUCACCAUACCGGGGGGCGCGGAGGCGCUAGCGUUCACGGCCACACGGCACGCGACCAACGGAUCCGUGGUGCCCGACAUGGAACUGGUGUUUGGUCCAGGGGCCUUAACCGGUGACACAGGUGGGUCGUUGCGCCGGUUGCUCGGCAUGAACGACACUUUCUAUGAUCAGGUAUACGGAAAGUUCAAAGAACACGACGCUUGGGGUCUGGUGCCGAUCCUGCUCCGGCCCCUGAGUCGUGGACGCGUCAAGCUGAGGUCGACCAAUCCUUUCCAAGCACCAAUGUUCUACGCUGGCUACCUGACGGACAAGCGGGACAGAGAAACUCUUAUCGAAGGCAUAAAGCAGGCAAUUGCAGUGAGCGAGACUCCGGCGUUCCAAAAAUACGGUUCGAGGCUGUUGCCGAUUCCGUUCCCCGGCUGCGAACACGAGCAGUUCAUGUCGGAUGCGUAUUGGAUGUGCGCCACCGGACUCGUGUCCACCAACCUGCACCACCAGUCGGGCACCUGCAAGAUGGGGCCGGACACGGACCCGGACGCCGUUGUGGACGCGAAGCUCCGAGUGCGCGGUGUCAAAGGUCUCCGGGUGGUCGACACUUCCAUCAUGCCCGUCAUACCGGCCGGCCACACCAAUGCGAUGGCUUUCAUGAUCGGCGAGAAAGCGUCCGACAUGAUCAAGGAAAACUGGCUCAAAUGAAAACGGAAACGACACUACACGAUAGCGAUAUAACUGCGACACGUCUACGUAAAACCACCUGCAGCAUAUACAAUGUAAUAAUUCAUAUAGAGUAAUUUGACCGGGAGACCGGAGUAUAUACCUAUAAGCAUAUUAUUAUUGGAUUGCGGUGGACCGUCGUCAUAACGGGUCGUCGAGAGCGUUGAAUUUAAUUUUUUUAGACCAGAAUUCCAUUUGUAAGCAACGAGGAAGUGAUUUUAAACCAUGACCGCGAACGCGAACAUCGUACAUAGUACGCACCUAUAAGGUUGAAACGUAUAAAAAUAAUGAUUAUACGAAAUGAUUAAAAAAAAAAAUUGUUUUUACAUUUUAAUCUGAUAUACCUAAUUUAUCUAUGUAUUAUGAUCUCACCAAAUCAACAUUUGUAUUAUUGUUUCUCAAUCAAUAUGUCUAUAUUGUUUGAAUUGCUAAAAUUAACAAUUAAAUCAAAGAAACGCCAAAUGUAUAAUAUUUUUACCUAUAAACUGUUUUUGUUAAUGUGUUCAUGCCUUAAUGGUUAUAACUUUUAACUAAUUAUAAGAUAAUGUAAAUAAUAAUUAGUUUGAAAUUUGUAUCAUGAUUUAUUUAAUAUGUAUGUGAGUUAAUAAGUAUAUUAAUUUAAAAAUGCAACGGUAUAAAGUUAUUUGUUUCUGAAC